AAACUGUGUAUUCCACCACCGCCAAGCUUCUGACACAACAGAUACUUGGCUUCUUUUCUAUUUUUUUUUCUUUCUCUUCUUCGUCUCCUUUCUUACUCACCCUCAAUUGUACCUCUUCCCACCGCCAUUGUUUCGUAGAGCUUCCACCGUUUCAUUUUCCUUCUGCAUCCCUUCAAUGCGAUUCUUACCCUUUUCGUUUUAAUUCUGUAAAUCAUCCGUCGAUGUGCUCCACCGCCUGGCUACAUAACCAAUUGUUUUGGGCCAACCCGCUAUUAUAUGCCCAUUUUUUUCUGUAUCUAACCUAAUCGGAAGGACUUCCAAGUUCCAUCGUUUCUAUUCUUCCCUCUCCCUACUGUAGAAAAUCGACCGACACUUCUAUCUCACAUACCAAACCCCUCUGCCUCUAAACUCCUCUCAUACUCGAAUUCCCUCUCAUACUCGAAUUCCCCUACGUUUGUAGAGAACGGUGAUUUCAGGGAAACGAUCAGACCCUACUGUUCUCACUUAUGCUUCUCCUCGACCGCCAUCGAAGGACCAGUGCACCACCACUCUUUCUUUGCCCUCACACCGCAUCGACAGCAAUACAAACGUACGAAGGCGCUGAUUCAUAUGUCUAAUUGUGAUCUUUUAGGGUUUAUCCACGUCGUUUCAGAUAAAAUAUCCUCAACAGAGAAACGACUUUAAGCUGGAUUUCUUGAUUUCCAAAGAUGUUAUAUUCCAGCGACGGACUGUCGGUCGUCUUGAUGGAUAUAAAUUUUGAACGAUAGUUGACUAUUUUACCUUUUGUAAGUGGUUUUAAUGUUUGGUUUUAUGAUGUCUUAGGACAUAAAAGAACUUGAUUUCUACUUGAAGUAGCUGCAGAACAGGGCAGAAGAGAGCUUAAACAAUCUUAGUUUAUGAUCAAGUCUUCUUUUAUAUCUCAUUUAAUUUAAUUUGACCUGAAUUUUGUUUGACUUAAUGAAUUUUGAAUGGAUCAUGUUAGUUCUAUCUCCAUGGAUCCGUGAUUUUGAUACCAAUAAUCCAAUUUUAAUGUUAUAUUUUAUUUCACUAAUUUUUGUUGAUAAAACUCAGCUCUUAAAUGAGUAAAGCCUAAAUGGAAAGCAUUAUGUAAAAAAGGAGACCAGAUGGAUUAGAAUUAGGACAGGAGUAGCUGCAACAACUAAAAUGAUCACUAUGGCUCUAUGUUGCACGAAUUAUAAAAAUGUCAACUUUAUUAUCAAUAUUCAACACCUACAAAUUUUGAAAAAGGUAUUCAUACUUUUAUUAUCAACUCUCCUAUCUUUUAAUAUUUCUUAUUAAAGUAUUGAUAUUAAACUUCUCCAUAUUUUCCUAUAAUAUUUGACUGUUGGCACCAGGAUGGUGAUGUGGGUCCCAUGCCUGGUACAACCAACAUUGAAAACCUGAACCAGAACAAGGAUUUGGCUGGCCUUUAAUGGAUCAGAGAGGCUAUUGGUGUUUGUGCUGGUAUAUGCCCCUUCAACUUCCCAACAAUGAUUCCUUUGUGGGUUUGAAAGAAUUUGAAGGGGGUGAGAGAGAAUGACUGAAUGACCUAUUGCUCAGAUGACACAAAAUUACGAUCGAUGCAAUCAAACAACCCAAAAAGGGGGGUAAAUGGGAGCAGUAGAUAACAAGGAAAUAAAUCUUUGCUUGUGUGAUCAUCGGAAUACACACCAUGAACCAUUAUGUUUAGCAAACACAAUUAGAAGCAAUGACGAGUGAUAUGACAAUACUACAAGCAAACACAACUAGAGGCAAUGACGAGUGAAAAAGUUGCAGCAGAAUUCCAAUUAUAGAAGAAGAUGAAAAAUAUAUCAAAUAUAUGCAAAAGCUGAAACCGUUUGCACUUUCUCUCUCUACUCGCUCUCUCUAACUGACGCAGUGUUCUCGGAGUGAUUUCGUCGGUGUUUCUUCAUCGGUGAGCUGUUAAUCUCAUUGCUGGAGUAUCUUCUCAUCUAUUUCCGUAGUCUCAAUGGGAGCAUCAUCCAAACCGGAUCGAUUGAAAGAUGUGAAGGUGAAACCUCCGGACAAAAGUGUUGUGGUCCGGUAUAGUAGAUCGGAUGUCGAUGUGAAUGAAAUGGUACCUCCUGGUGUUAUUGAGAAGACUUAUGCAGCUCUUUACAGAGCUCGACGUAAACCAACUGUGACGGGAGUUGUUGCUACUGGGAUUGGGAAGGCUGGAUGGAAGAUGGAGGGUAAAGCUUUCAGAGUUAAGAAUCGGGCAAGGAAAGCUAUGGAUCGUGCAUCUCCAAUGGAUGCGGAAGGGUAUAUUGAGGAAUUUGAGACUGAAGAUGAAACGGAGUGGGAAUCAGGGAGUGAAGGGAUAUGGGAAUCUGACUUGAGUAGUCAACUAAUAGCCAAUAAGGAGUAUCAAAAUAAGGAGGAUAUGAAGGCUGAAGGUAAUAAGAAUUUAGCUGGGGGAAAGCAAUCUAUCUGUCCUGUGAUUCAGAUGAAGAUUCAGAUACCUUCAGGUAACACAGCUCUAUUGACUAAAAAUUGGGAGAAUCCUUUAAUUGGGGGAGAUUUGUUAGGCCCUAAUUCUGAAAUGAAUGCAAUUACUAAUCAAAUGAAGAUUGUUAAUCCUUCGAUUGUGGUUAGUGAGGUUACUGGAUCAGGCCCUGCGAGUAAUGUUGAGUGUACUGCUGAUACUACUUUUAAGGGCAAGGAGGAUAAAACUCAGAAGGAUAAUACUAAUUGUAGCAAUGUUUUUGAGGAAUUCGAUCCGAAGGUGGGAUUUACUUUUCUUAAUGAUCUUAAGAAGCAAAUGGAGAUGGAUAAAAAUUUGAAGACUAAUGAAGCUGAGGUGAAUAAUAAUGGAGAUAACACACUUGAACCUAGUGUUUACUGGGAUGAGAAUGAGAAUUUGAUAAAUAUGAAGGAGGUUAUUAGUGAAUCUGAAAAUGAGAUGGCUGAUAGAGAUGUUAGUGGUCCACAGGUGAAGGGAUUGAAUUCUGUGGGAACUGUUAUUAAUAGUAUUAAUAGGGAUCCCUCUUUACUAGGGCCUGCUGGGAAAGGAAGGGGGAAACCUGAAGAUGAUAAUAAUAGGAAAGGGAAAAUUGAAAUGUCUUAUGCUGGAGCUUUGAGGGGCACUAUGCAUAAAGGGAAGUUAGAAGUGAAGUAUAUUCCUUCUGGUGAUGGGAGAGAGGAAGGACCAGCUGUUAUUCCUAUUGAAAAUCUGAAAGUAGCAAGUUUACCUUAUGCUAAUACCUUGUAUGGGUAUUUGAUUAAUAAGAAAGUUGCUUUUCCUGCUAUUCAAAAAGAAGUUAAAAGGUUAUGGAAGAAUAUAGGGCUUGAGGAUAUGUUUAUGAACAGUAAUGGGUUCAUCUUCUUUAAAUUUUCCAGUGAACAGGGAAUGCAAGCAAUGUUAGAUGGAAGCCCUUGGCUAAUAUUCAACAAUAUUCCUUUAUUCUUACAAAGGUGGAGACCUGGUCUAUCCCUUUCUAAAGCUAGACAUGAUAAAGUACCAGUAUGGGCUAAAAUAUAUGACCUUCCUUUGGAGGUGUGGAGUGGGGAAAAUCUUUGCAUUAUAGCUAGUAAAUUGGGAAUUCCUUUGGUUUUUGAUUCUUUUACUGAGGAGAUGUGUCUUCAGCAUAAAGGUAGGAAUGCCUAUGCUAGAAUAUUGGUUGACAUGUCUGCUGAUAAGGAGUGGAAAAGGAAGAUUGGAGUUACUACAUGGGAUUUUGUGAAGAAUUGUGCUGUUAAUCAGGAGUUUUUGGUUGAGUAUGCUUGGUAUCCUUCAAGAUGUAAUCACUGUGUUUGGGCAUACUGAUAAGGUAUGUAUG
Molecule: messenger RNA, 3779 nt
Organism: Lactuca sativa (garden lettuce)
Lineage: Eukaryota; Viridiplantae; Streptophyta; Magnoliopsida; Asterales; Asteraceae
Source: RefSeq, a predicted model, not a curated record